AUAAAAGAAGAAGAAAUAAAAAUGUUUUAAGUCACACUCUAAUGAAAUGUUUUAUUAAACGUAAAUUUUCGUUGCAUAAUAGCCUUAGAUGAAGAUUUAAAAAUAUAUAAGAUGGCAAAUAAUGUAAAAAAUAAUAUUAUAAAUAAUAUGACAACUCUAAAGCCAAUUCAUGGAUCUAAUAACUUGGGUGCAAAACUAUCUGACUGCCAACCGAGUACUUCAAAACCUAUACACAUUAGGAGAGUUGAACAGGCGUUGAAUUUAGAUCCAUUCUUGAGAACAUUUAAUAAUUCAUCACCGAGUAGUGACAGUGAAAGUAGUGAUGACGAAGAUGAUUUUGAAGGCAUAGACAGCUUGUUAAAAGAUGAACCACAUUCAGCAAAAGAUUAUUAUAAUUUUAAAAAUGUAUCGUCUCUCUCUUCACGCAAAUGGUUAACUAAUGUGUUAUCAGAAAAUAUUGAUACUGGCCCUGAAGAUGCACCUUAUAAAUGUUUAUUAAAAAUGCAUGCCUUUCAAAAAAGAGUUAGGAAAAGUAAAAUGAAUUUUGAUCAGUCAAUGUUUUAUGGAGCAGGUUUAAUUAGUGCUGUGGAUCAUUAUCCAGAUAUUGAGAGAAAUAUCCCUUCAUCUAUGAGGAAGGUAAAAUUGUCUUCUUUGAAGGAAGAUGCAAAAUCUCCUCUGUACGAUCCAGAUAUUUUAGAUGAUAUUUCGGAUGAGCCUUGCAUUAAUCUUAAUCUUGAAAAUGGUAUAAAUGAAUAUCCGAAUUUAGAUGGUGAUAUUGAAGAUAAUAAUGUUAAUUCAGACUAUUCCCAGUCUAAUAUACCAGCACAAAUAAUUCCCAUCCCUCCUCCAAUGAAUUCACUAAAUCAUAACUCAUCAAAAAGAAAAAAUAAAAAAUUUAAGGAUGAUGAAUCUAAACGUAAAUGGGAAGAAAUGAUGACUGUUAAAAGAAGAAAAAUGUUCAUUAAUAUAGCUAAAAAAGAAAUUGGCAAGCAACAUCGAGCUAAAAGCAAUAAACAUAAGGAAAUGUUACUUCAGUGUAAGAGAGUUGCGUCUCAUUGUGUUAAGUAUGCAAGGCAAAAAGCUCUUCAGUCUGCCAGGACUGUAAAAGAACAGCAAUGGAGAAUGAAGAGGUUAGCAAGAGAAAACAUAGCUUAUUGGAAGAGGUCGAGGCGCUUUGAUAGAGAAGUUAAAAAGAGACUUGAAAAAGAAGCUGAGGAACAAAGAAAAAUGGAUCAUGAGUUAAUAGAAGCUAAGAGACAACAAAGAAAACUGAACUUUCUUAUUACACAGACAGAAUUAUAUGCUCAUUUUAUGUCAAAGAAAUUAGGGACAGCCUCUGCAGAAGAACAACUGCGUAUCCUUAGCCAGUUGGAUGAGGAGAAAAUUGCUAAAUUAGCUGGUGAUGACUAUGAUUGUGAGACAAUGAAAGAGAAAGCUAGAAAGAAUGCCCAAGAUGCUUUCCAGAGUGAAAAGGCCCGAACAAGAAAUUUUGAUCAACAAGCAAACUCUUAUCUUACUGAAGUUGAAAAUAUAGAUGGUGAACAACCACAACCCAAUAUGUUUAAGGGAAAGUUAAAAGGUUAUCAACUAAAAGGAAUGAAUUGGUUAGCAAACCUUUAUUCCCAGGGUAUUAGUGGUAUUUUAGCAGAUGAGAUGGGUUUGGGCAAAACAGUACAGAGCAUUGCCUUUCUGUGUCAUAUUGCAGAAAAAUACUCUGUUUGGGGUCCUUUUUUAAUUAUUUCACCUGCUUCUACUUUACACAAUUGGCAACAAGAAAUAGCUAAAUUUGUUCCAGAUUUUAAAGUAGUUCCUUAUUGGGGAAAUCCAAAUGAAAGAAAAAUUUUAAGGCAGUUCUGGGAUCAGAAAGAUAUUUAUACCAAAGAUGCCAGUUUUCAUAUUGUGAUUACAUCUUAUCAAAUUGUUAUUACUGAUAUUAAAUACUUCAACAGAAUAAAGUGGCAGUACAUGAUCUUAGAUGAGGCUCAAGCUAUAAAAAGUACAAGUUCCAUGAGAUGGAAAACUCUUUUGGGAUUCAGUUGUAGAAACAGGCUUCUCCUCAGUGGUACUCCAAUACAGAAUAGCAUGGCAGAGCUAUGGGCCUUACUCCAUUUUAUCAUGCCAACACUUUUUGACUCCCAUGAUGAAUUCAAUGAGUGGUUUUCAAAGGACAUUGAAAGUCAUGCUGAAAAUAAAACAGGCAUCGAUGAAAAGCAUUUAUCAAGACUUCAUAUGAUUUUAAAACCAUUUAUGUUAAGGAGAAUAAAGAAAGAUGUGGAAAAUGAGCUUUCUGACAAAAUAGAAGUAAUGGUGUAUUGUCCUUUAACAACAAGACAAAAUUUGUUAUAUUUAGCUUUAAAACAAAAAAUAAAAAUUGAAGAUUUACUUCAUUACUCUGUUGGAGGAGGGGAUUCUCAUAAUGUAGAUAAAAAUUUUACAUCAAACCUCAUGAAUCUAGUUAUGCAGUUUAGGAAAGUAUGUAACCAUCCAGAGCUGUUUGAAAGAAGAGAUGCCAAGUCACCAUUAAGAAUUUAUCCAAUAAUUUAUAAUAUUCCUUAUUUAAUAUAUGACGCCAAUGUGAGACAGAAAUUAUAUUUCAAGUUAAAUAAGCAGCUAUGUUUUACACCAAAAUACAUAUAUGAAGCUUGCUGGUCUAAAAAUUCAAUAUUUAACUUCAUGGUACAUAUAGGUUUGUCUGUUGACGAAAUUUUUAAGAUUUUUUUGGGAGAUAUUAUAGCGAGGUGGAAAAGUUAUUAUAAUUUUCAAAAACGACAGAAAAUAAUUUUUGAACGGACCCUAUGGCACUCUGAAUUAUAUUCAAAGCCCAGUUUAGAUUUGAAACAUACUUUUAGACUUAACCAAGGACAGGUUGAAAGUAGUAACGUUCUAGAAGAUUUGCUGUUUGUUAGAAAACUCACUGGCAAAAAAGUGGUCUACACAUAUCAAAAGCACACUUAUCAUUCAAUGCCAGAAACGCUAGAACAUAGAAAUAUAAGAUUUAAAAAGUAUAAGUUAAAUGAGAAUGAUAAUGUGCAUGUAGAAAAUGUAAAUAAUCCAAAUAUUUGCGAAUUUCCACAUAUUAAACGAUCUCCUAAGGAGUUCCCAUGUGAAAAGACUGAACUACCUUCCUAUUUAUUUUUUAGUAUACCAAAAGUAUCAGCACCAAGACUUAGUAUAUAUUGUUAUUCAAGAAGAGCUGCUUGGAAUUUACAAAGACAUAUAGAUGAUUAUAGUUUUAACUCUUUAAAUUAUUGUUGGUCUGAGGCAACAGGAAAUAUAUUCAGAGCUAGAUCAUCAGAAAGUAUAUGCCCUGUCCCAUCUAGUUGUUUAGAAACUGUAAUGCCAGUGCAUGGUUGGUCAAACAUAGCAAUUCCAGAUAAAGAGAGCUUGGUUACUGAUUCUGGAAAGUUAUUUGUUCUUGACUGUCUACUGAAGAAACUUAAAGAGGAAGGUCACAGAGUACUUAUUUAUUCUCAGAUGACCAAAAUGAUUGAUUUACUAGAAGAAUACAUGUGGCACAGGCAUCAUAAAUAUAUGAGGUUAGAUGGCUCUUCAAAAAUAUCUGAACGAAGGGAUAUGGUUGCAGACUUUCAGGCUAGAACAGAUAUCUUUGUUUUCUUAUUGUCUACAAGAGCUGGAGGCUUGGGAAUUAAUCUAACUGCAGCAGAUACAGUAAUAUUCUACGACAGCGACUGGAAUCCUACUGUAGAUCAGCAAGCUAUGGAUCGUGCCCAUAGAUUGGGCCAGACCAAGCAAGUCACUGUUUAUAGGUUAAUUUGCAAAGGUUCCAUUGAAGAAAGAAUUCUACAAAGAGCUAGGGAAAAGAGUGAGAUACAAAAACUGGUUAUAAGCGGUGGAAACUUCAAACCAGACACGCUAAAGCCCAAAGAAGUGGUAUCUCUUCUUCUUGACGACGACGAAUUAGUUCAGAAAUAUCACCUAAAAGUGGAAAACAAAUCUACGACAGAGGAAACGAGGGACGAGAAAAAACGCAAAUUAGCUUUUAAGACUAUACCUGCCGCCGACGCUAAGAGAGCGCGUAUGGAUCCACCCAGUGGGAACCACGAAGUCGGCGAAGAGCCCAUCCACAGCCCAGCCAGUGAAAUUGAACCAGACGCCCAAAUAGAAGAACCCGAUAUCAUGAACGAUGACGACUCUCCUAUCACAAAUAAAUAUACUGUUUACAACGUGUACGGGUCUACAGUACGGCCCAGACCUGCCGGUAGAGGGUUGACUCGGCGAGGAAGACCUAGGGGAUCUAGGUCAAGGACAGGUGUUGGUUUGGGGCGAACGUCCAACUCAACCACAAAUGGUCCUAUGCUCCCGAGCGGAACCAAUCUGCCUUUAAAUUCAAUUGGAGAGGUACAGACAGCGGAUUCUGCAUCAUCCGUGUCCUCUACGCAAUCGUCUCCUAGGGGAGCUGGUGAGAUGUUCAUCGAUACCACCCCCGGGCUGCCCCUAGGGCCUGGGACGCGACGGGGUCCUGGAAGACCCCGUUUACGCCCAUCGGGACCGGCAAAUGCCGGUUCCAGAGCUAGUAGGCCGAGGAAACCUGCCAGGCCUCUACCUGUGCCACUGCCCUCCGAUCCGGGGAUUGUAAACAACUCAUCCUGUACGCAGUAUUCGUUCUACGAUUUUCCAGAUGACUGAUCUUAGUUGAUACCAGUUUCUGAUUUCAGGAAAAAGAGCAAUAUUAGUGUUAAUUGUGCGGUGUACGUCACAAUUUUUUUGUAAAUUCUAUAGUGAUGCAAUAGAGUGAUCAAAUCGUUAAUUUGAAGUCCGAUGUAUAUCUGUAUAUACUAUUAAAUAUUUGAAAUGUAUAAAGUGCCACUGCAGCUUAGGUAGUUUAGAGUGACACUGAAAACAUUUUUUGAAUACAAUACAUUGACAAGUGUCUUAAACAGUAACCUACCUAUUCUGCGAGUUCGUUUUUGUAAUUAUUGUAAAGUUAUUAAUGGUCGUGUAGAAGAAUAUUUUGCCAUUUUUUUAAUUUAAAAUCGUGUAUAAUAAAUCUUCGUACCUGAGGACUAAGAAGAUGUCGAAUGCCUAUUUGUGUUUAAAGGACUAAAAAAAUUCGUUUAUUUUUUCAUGCGUGUUUGUUUUUUACAAUUUUAUACACAUUUUAUUUAUUUGUUUCUUCAUUGUCGUUAUCAACUUUCGGCCUUUUUUUUUAUAAAAGAAACUUUUAUACAUGUAGUCGUGUUAAAAUAUUUCAAGUCUAAAUAUAAAAUUACGUGACCUUAUAAUAUAUGUAUAUUAAUUAAGAGAAUUAUUUAUUUUUAGAAUUAAUUUAUCAAUUUAGUUGUAUUUUGUAUAUAAGUAGAACUUAAUGAGAAUAUUUUAACUUUAUCUGUAAGUUUAAGAAAACGAAUCAAUUGCAAAAAUUAAACAUUUUUAAAAUAUUUUUAUUGUAUUAUUUUU
Sitophilus oryzae (rice weevil) is the source of this 5418-nucleotide messenger RNA. RefSeq names its product chromatin-remodeling ATPase INO80 (gene Ino80). The transcript is spliced from 18 exons. Lineage: Eukaryota; Metazoa; Arthropoda; Insecta; Coleoptera; Curculionidae. The coding region runs from base 112 to 4647 and encodes 1511 amino acids. The record is from RefSeq and is a predicted model, not a curated record. Gene Ontology annotation, biological process: DNA repair. Gene Ontology annotation, molecular function: DNA binding; ATP hydrolysis activity; ATP binding. Gene Ontology annotation, cellular component: Ino80 complex.